Micropterus dolomieu (smallmouth bass) is the source of this 5315-nucleotide messenger RNA. It is a transcript of the gene ppp1r18, whose product is annotated as protein phosphatase 1, regulatory subunit 18. The record is from RefSeq and is a predicted model, not a curated record. Gene Ontology annotation, molecular function: phosphatase binding. The coding region runs from base 162 to 2789 and encodes 875 amino acids. NCBI's taxonomy places the organism in Eukaryota, Metazoa, Chordata, Actinopteri, Centrarchiformes, Centrarchidae. The transcript is spliced from 2 exons.
UUAGAAUACAUUCAGACAAGGGCAUAGCGCCGUGGGUUGACGUAGCAGGGAAGGAAACCACAGCAAAGAUCAAACUGGGGUGCUCAAGACUUUUAGAUAAAGACAGGUUUGGAAAGCUUAGAGACAGACAGUUAAAAAACGAGGAUGGAAAGGGGGGGCCCAUGCAGAGGAGCAGUGAGCCAGAAAUCUCCAUCCUAAACAGAGGCGAAGUAAAGAAAGUUGAGGCUGUUGACACCAGGGCUGCAGAAAAGGCAGCUGAUGCACAUGGAGACGAGGGGUUCACAGUGGCGUCUGUCAAAAACACAGAGGGAAUCUCAUUUGCCAGAAGAGUACCGAUCAGGCAGGAUGGGAAAGCGAGAGCAGAGAGAGAGGUGAAGCCACUGGCAGGUGAGAAAGGUUCAGAAAGGGAGCAGAGAGUAGAAAAAGAUUCAGAGGCGGGGGGACGGACUGAGGCGCAAGUUUGUGACAAAAAGGUGUCUGAGUUUCGGAGAGACGAGGGAUUCGAAAGCACAAUCCCACCUGAAGUUACAACAGCAGAGCUGGCCAGUCCAUGUCAGGCUGCUGAGAGUCAGUACAGACAUGAAUCAGCUUUCACAGAGUGCUCCAAUCUACUCUGUGCUGUCACAGAUAGGGCCAGUGACCCCCAUAGAGGGUCCGAGUGGAGUGAUACAGGGCCACAAGGACUUUACCUACCACCCAAUGUUUUGUCCCAACAGACAGAGGAUCUUAUAAGUAAAAUAGAAAAAAUAGGAGACACAACUGUUUAUAGCAAUGAGAAAGGAGGAAGGGCUUACAAAGCUGCUUAUGAAGUGAACAAAGAGAGCAAGCAGGAGGCGCAAACAUACAGUGAUGUUGGGUCAGAGAACCUCAUUCAUGAUGUAACCCCCAGAUCUCCGAAAAGGAUUGCACCAAUGGGGAUCAAUCCAGGUCCCCUCGAGAUUCAAAUCCCCAGAACUGUCUUUUACGUUGCGGAAGAAAUGGUGGAGAGUAAAAAGGCCAUAGGUCAAAACAACGAGGGGCAAGACUGGGAAGCAGGUAAAGGUGUUGAGAGGAGGGACAGCUGGAGGAUCGGAAAACCCUUGAGCCGCAUCGAGUCCCUGCGAGAGAAAAUCAGACAAAGAGAGCUGGAGAGGCAGAGACAAAGAGAGGCACAAGAUGGAGGUGGAAGUGAAGGUUCAGAGACAAGUGAUAUUCAGAUAGCUGAGGAGAGGCGUGAUGAGAGGGGAACUGAAAUAGACAAAGAGGGAGAAGCUGCAGCUGACAUGCGGAAGAGGCUGGUCAACGCAGAGAGGGCACAGGAAGACGCAGCAGCGCAGACAUCCGUGACUGCAUUUGACGUCACACAGGAAGUCAGCGUGCUAAAAAGCUGCCCUCAACUUCCUGUUUCUGUCCAACAUUCACAAGCCGUCAGAGUAGAGGAAGCAUCAAGCGAGUUUUACACUGCUGCCACCGAAGUUAUCUCUGACAGCUUCCAGAUAUCUGAGGAUGAAGACGACCUCCUGAAACAUGUGGAAGAACAGCUGAGGCGCCACAGGAGCCUACACGAGAACAGAGGUGAAGAAAGGGAGGCGGAGGAGAAGGAGCUCUCAGAGGAGGAGGUAGAGGAAUACACAUCGCCUCUUGAUCCUGAACAAUCUCUCUCCCCUUUGCCAGCUCACCCCAACUCCCUCACAGCCAUGAGUCGGAUCUACAACUUGGGAACUGUUGGCUCGAGGUCGGGCUUGUGUCUGAGGGAGAGGACGGUAGACAGCCCAUCAGUGCACCUUGUUAAAGUGAAGCCCCUCAUGUCAAACGCACAGCAGAGGGACAACACAGCAUUCUCAGGUGAUGACAUUUCUGGGGUUCAGACAAUACAGCAACAGAUAGAGCAGUUUCAGCUGAAAGAGCAGGAAUCGCUGACAUCUUGUACAUCGCCAAACACUCCUCUCAAAGACAGAGAGACAAAGGGGCAGCAAAGCCCCAGAGGAGUGUUAAAGCAGCAGGUAAAGGACGAUGCCAAGACCCAGGAGAAAGAUCAAGAAACGUCAGAAUCAAACCCCACAGUGUCUCCUCAGCAUACUUGUUCUCCAACAUCUGUGCUCAAACAAACCAACCAAACUAUCACCAUUACCCCCUCACUUCUCAGGAGCCAAUCCCCGGAAAAUACUCUGAAACCCUCAGAUUGCGCCCCGACCCCAGCCUCCUCCCCAUGCUCUCCAUCUCCUGCCCAUUCUCCUAGUGUUUCGCCAUCUCCCACCCCAUCACCCGUGCGCUUCUUAAUCAAGAGUGCCUCUGGAGGCCAGGUGAAGAGAGGUGCCACCAUCACAAUCUCUCCAAAAAAACCUCAUGGGGAAGGAGGAGGAGUGACGGGGUCCACAACGAAGCCCAAGGUAGCAGGGGUGACAGCCACAAAGGCCUCAUCGCAGCAGGCCCAGACUGUCUCAGCUGUCGCCGAGCCAGUGAAGAAGAAGUACCCCACAGUGGAGGAGAUUGAGGUGAUUGGCGGGUAUCAGAAUCUGGAGAAGUCCUGUCUGGUCAAGAACAGAGGGACCCUGAAAAGGGGAAAGGUGUGUUUCGACGAGGACCAGCUGGAGCAGGUCUGUGAGUACCCAUCAGAAACCUCCAUGCUGGCUUAUACCCCUUACCCUCAUGAUCCGUGGAGACUGCAGGGAGAGGACGUGCAGGAGGAUGAGGAUGAAGUAGAGGGAGGAUCGGUCAUAUCCAAAAGCAUAAAGAACGUGGGGAUUACAACGGGUCGGGGUCUAAGAGUGGGUCAGUGUCACCCCCUUCUCAAGAAACAUAGUGUGUAAGGAGUGAGAUCAUGGAUUUAGAUUGUUUUGCCAUUCAUGGUGACUUCUGUGGUCUCCUGUGAAACACUCCACAGGUUUGGACUUUAGAUGGCAAAUUUUAGUUUCUUGUCUGUUUAUUUUCACUGUGUUGUCACCACAGAAGAAGGCCCGAGUGCCUGCACUUUCCUUAAAUUAUCUGUCUGGCAUUAUUCUAUGGCUUAUUCUUCAUAAUAUCAACAAAAUCCAAGACCAAAAUCAACAAUCCAUUUAUCUUUUCUGUAGUAUGUCCUGUGAAGUAAAUGUCUGGUAUAGCUUAUUUCCCUGUGCUAGAGCAUUAUUUUGAGUCAAUUCCCACAUGUUGUAAACACUGACUUCCACAAUAAAUAUCUAUUAAUUUGAUGCAAAAAAUAGGCCCCAGCAAAUGUUCUUGCUCCUAUGUAAUUUACUCCUAUUCGAGUAACAUUAGCUAAAAACUACAGUGCCCAGCAGUUUUACAGAGCCUUUUUAAAAAAAGUAAAACAAUCUAUUUGUCAACCAUUAUUAAAGAUUUAAAUGUUUAGAAACAGUGAUUAGGCUUUGGGCUGAGUAUCAUAGACAGGGUAGGGAAGAACUAACAGAGAGACUUACUAAAGCGGUAGUCAGUCACAAAACCUCUCCAAACGGUUUUAUUUUCUCUGCACUGUUCAUCCCCACUGUUUUAAGAAAUUAUUUAAUUCAGUAGAGUUAUAAAAAUAAUGAACCUCUCUGAGCUUGCAAGCUUGCUAACUAACAGAAUGCUAAAUGUUUGCAAGCUAAAUGUUGCUUAGCAAGUUCAUUAGCUUGGUCACUAAUUUAACAAUAAGUUCAUACAGUUUAUGUGUUUGUAGCAUCGACUCCUUUCUCAUAGCUCUUUUGCGGGGGAGUUUACACUCCGACAGAGGAGGUUAAAUAAAAAUUAAUGGUGUAACAUGGCUAAUUAGUUACUAUAGCGUCCUCCAUUUUAGACUCUGCAUUCACUCAAAGUCAGGAGAGCAAAAUCCAGUGUCAAAUGUGGUGGUUAUGGUAAAUACAUUUUACUGAGAAAUAUUGUCAUUUUAAACUAUUGUUGGUUUUGGUCUUUUUGUGGGAUUUCUUUACAAUAAAAAAAACCCUAGAAUAACGCCAGUCUCGUCCUUUCAAUAAACCAACCAAUUUCCAGAGUUUUGCAAUUGGUAGCAGGUUAGCCGCACGGGCAAGCUCAGCAUAAUGAAGAAAUAUAGGCCUAAAGAUUAAAAAUCUAACACAACUCUGGUUUUAAAUGCAGCAAUUUAAAACAUAGAAUUGAUGUUAUGAGAGAGCAACUGGAAUGGUAUAGUUGCAUUUAUGGUCCUCACAAAGCCGUAAAUGUCACUGUUGGUGAACUCAACGAAGUCAGCUCCAAAAACAAAAUGGAAUAGAAAAUCCUAGCUUCAUCUUAUUUACCUUCCAUCUCCGUCUCUCUGUUUUCCAGAUGAGUCUUGCCCUCGGUAGAAGCCAGUCAUCUCGCCAAAAUUGCCCAUGUGAUAAGCUGACCAACAUUUUGUUGAACAAUAUCACAUGAUUUUGAUUAUGUUUUGUUUAGUUUAAAUUGUUGAAAUGAGUGUUGAAGUGAGUGUUUGUAAUCGGUGUGGUGUUUUGUUUCAUUUAGCGUCAGAAUGAAUGAAUGUUGAGGAAGAAAUGUACAGCACAGUUUGAUUCAUGCAGUUAAACAAUAAGAAACAUAAUUUUUGUUAACUGGGUAAAAUAUCUCCUGGUGUUAUUUUCAGGGAAGUUUAGGGACAAAUGUGAAUGUAAGUAUGGUACAUAUUAUAAAAUACCCUCAGGUGUGCACGGCUGGGUGAUGAAGGAUCACUUGUCUAUGCAAUAUAAUAAAAACAAAUAACAUUUUAUUUUUUAGUUAAUAUAUUUGAUAGUUUCUUUUAUGUUAAUUACUUUCUAAAUUUAAGUCAGCACUGCCUCAGCACAGAAGAGCAAUGUUUAUAUCAUCUGGUUUCAUGUGCCUGCUGGAUUUGCCCAUACAGAUGAUAUGAAGAUCAGUUUAUAUAGAUACUUGUAUAUUUAUAUAAGAUAUUUAUAUUUUUCUUGUAUGAAGCCUUUUGGAAAAACCUCCUCUCAGUGGGUGUUGUGUUGAACGUUGCAGGAAUAUGGGUGGCGCAAUGUGUGCAGGACAAUUUUCAGAAGUUUAUGUCUUUUGUGGGGUUUAAUUGAGCCUUACUGUUCACAAUGACAACUCUGGUAACAGUUCAGUUAAUGUGUAUGGAUGUAAAUAAAGGAUUUUUUUUGUCAUGUAUAAGUGGAGAGAGCUGUGUGAGUGAAACUCCCUGAGAGGAAGCAGAGUUGAGAGUACAAACGAUUCAAUUAACAGAUUAGCUUCAUCAUAUUACAGCUGAUAUUUGACAUUUGGCUUUAUUACAUUUAUAAUACAAUAUAUACAGAGUUUUUAUUGUUUGUGAAUUUGUAUUUUAAUUGGUGAAACAAGAGGCAAACAAUUUUUUUUCUAUGAAGAAGCUGGCUUCAAGAGAAAAAAUCUAAUAAAAAUCUCUGACAACA